CGUCUCAAACAAUUCUUGUUCAUAUAUAUAAAUUUCUUCCACACUUCACAAAUUCAGAACUUCUAAACAAAAAAACACCAUUGAUGGCACUUUCACCCACACUUUCACCUUUAGCAACACUUUCAUCAUCAACACCAAGAAACAAACCACCAAAACCGUUUCUCUUUUCAUCCUUCACAAAAAAGUCACAAUUUUUAACAAAUUCAACAAGACCCAGAAACAGAAACAGAAGAAACCUUUUAGUAACAGUUAGAAGUGUUGCAGCACCACCCACAAAAACUGAAUCGUACCCAGAAGCUGAAAAGAACGAAAUUGAUGAAGAAUUUGAAGAUGAGAGUUCUUCAUCGAAGUUUUCAUGGAGAGAUCAUUGGUACCCAGUUUCUUUGAUUGAAGAUCUGGAUUCUAGUUUGCCUACGCCGUUUCAGCUUCUGGGUCGUGAAAUUGUGAUUUGGUUUGAUAAAGCUAAUUCUCAAUGGGUUGCUUUUGAUGAUAAAUGUCCUCAUCGUCUUGCUCCUUUGUCUGAAGGAAGGAUAGAUGAAAGUGGAAACUUGCAGUGUUCUUAUCAUGGGUGGUCUUUUGAUGGACGUGGAGGUUGCACUGUGAUCCCUCAGGCUUCACCUGAAGGUCCCGAAGCACGUGCUGUUGGGUCUCCUAGAGCUUGUGCUACUAGGUUUCCUACCUUGGUGUCUCAGGGGUUGCUCUUUGUUUGGCCUGAUGAGAAUGGUUGGGAGAAAGCAAAUGCAUCCAAACCUCCAAUGUUGCCUGAUGACUUUGUAAAACCAGAGUUUGCAACGGUGAACAUUCAGCGCGAUCUUUUCUACGGCUAUGAUACUCUCAUGGAGAAUGUUUCUGAUCCUUCUCACAUUGAUUUUGCUCAUCACAAGGUUACAGGAAGGAGAGACAGAGCCAAGCCUCUUCCAUUCAAGAUGGAUUCACGUGGUUCAUGGGGCUUUUCAGGAGCUAAUGAAGGGAACCCACGGAUCAGUUCCAAAUUUAUUGCACCAUGUUACUAUAUUAACAAGGUUGAGAUCGAUACCAAACUCCCCGUCGUUGGUGACCAGAAAUGGGUAAUAUGGAUAUGUUCCUUCAAUGUCCCCAUGGCACCUGGUAAGACUCGCUCCAUCGUUUGCAGUGCCCGAAAUUUCUUCCAGCUCACGGUGCCAGGGCCUGCCUGGUGGCAAGUGGUUCCCAGAUGGUAUGAACAUUGGACUUCAAACAAGGUAUAUGACGGGGACAUGAUUGUACUUCAAGGUCAAGAGAAAAUCUUUCUUGCAGAAACAGAGAAUGGCGGUGACAUUAACAAACAGUACACAAGCCUCACCUUCACACCAACACAGGCCGAUCGUUUUGUGUUGGCAUUUAGAAAUUGGCUGAGGCGACACGGCAAUGGCCAACCUGAAUGGUUUGGUAAGAGCAGCAGCCAGCCAUUGCCUUCAACCGUACUAUCAAAACGUCAGAUGUUGGAUAGAUUUGAACAACACACACUGAAGUGUUCAGCUUGUAAAGGAGCUUAUGAGGGAUUCCAAACAUGGCAGAAAAUCCUGACUGGUGCAACAGUUGUGUUUUGCGCGACUUCUGGGAUUCCAUCAGAUACUCAGCUGCGCAUAAUUUUGGCUGCACUCGCGCUUGUCAGUGCAGCCUUAGCUUUUUCCAUAAACCAACUGAAAAACAAUUUUGUUUUCGUCGAUUAUGUGCACGCUGAAAUCGAUUGAACGUGUUAUUACUCCAAAGGUUUUAUUACUAGUUGCAAAUUGUAAAUGUUAGAGAUGAGGACAAAUAACCACGUGUAUGUUAAUAUGUGUAUAUAUUUUCAUCAACGGAGUUUAGAUCUACCUUGAUGUUAAUGUUAACAUGUGUAUAACAAUGUGACAUUAGACUACAAAUACACAAUAUGAAACUUCUUUUUUCAUA
Medicago truncatula (barrel medic) is the source of this 1911-nucleotide messenger RNA. RefSeq names its product pheophorbide a oxygenase, chloroplastic. Lineage: Eukaryota; Viridiplantae; Streptophyta; Magnoliopsida; Fabales; Fabaceae. The transcript is spliced from 7 exons. The record is from RefSeq and is a predicted model, not a curated record. Gene Ontology annotation, molecular function: chlorophyllide a oxygenase activity; pheophorbide a oxygenase activity; 2 iron, 2 sulfur cluster binding. Gene Ontology annotation, cellular component: chloroplast thylakoid; cytoplasm. Bases 84 to 1712 code for a protein of 542 amino acids.